AAGGUAUCAUGAACAACAAGUCAUCAACAGUAGGCAACAGAAACAAAAUUGCAAACAUUUUGGAUGCAGACUAUUGGGAAGUCUGUAAUACAAUUAUCCUUAGGAAAGGCAAUAAAGAAAAUAUCUUUGACAACGGGACCUAUGUAAAAUGCUCUCCUUUGAACCUUCUAGAUUGAAAAAACAACCAAAUAGUUCUAGAUAUAAAAGCACACAGUAAUGGAAACGGAACAGCUACAUGCACGUCACAGUAGGUUACAGUGCGGAGCGACACCUGCGAGGACUUCUGUGAGCUCCCAGUGAGCUUCAGACAUUCUGUCUGCAGCUCCAAAGAUGGGUUAAUUUGCCCGAUACACAGCAGAACUCUCCUGUUCCUGUAAUUCGAGUGGCCUCCAAAAAGAGGUUGUCGUUGACUCUUUUAGGUGCGUGCAGUGUGGGUAUGUUUUUUCUCUUUCUGAAAGGAGGACAUUUCAGCGGACGGCAGAGAAUACAGAUUUAUGCCAGCGCCCUGCGGAAGGAGCCUCUGGCGGGUCAUCUCCAUUUAUGGGAGAUCGCAGAGCGGUGAGCAAAGUCUUGCACCAGCGGGGAUGUCGGGGUGGAACUGAACCUGUUGUAGGGGACCCCCAGUGUGCCCUGGUUUCUGGGGCUGAUUCAUUACGUCACUUAGUUUCUACUAUUCUCAUGCCACCCCGCCAAUUACUAGACAUAAAACGUUCCCAGGGAAGCCCGGCUAGCUCAGUCGGUAGAGCAUGGGACUCUUAAUCUCAGGGUCGUGGGUUCGAGCCCCACGUUGGGCGACUUGUUUUCUUCCUUGCUACCUUGGAGUUCUGGAAACAGCCAGCAUUUAAUGAACACUACCAGGAUCCCAGGCCCAUGAGCGGGACAAACCAGUCGAGUGUCUCCGAGUUCCUCCUCCUGGGACUCUCCAGGCAGCCCCAGCAGCAGCAUCUCCUCUUUGUGUUCUUCCUCAGCAUGUACCUGGCCACUGUCCUGGGGAACCUGCUCAUCAUCCUGUCCGUAAGCAUAGACUCCUGCCUGCACACCCCCAUGUACUUCUUCCUCAGCAACCUGUCUUUUGUGGACAUCUGCUUCUCCUUCACCACCGUCCCCAAGAUGCUGGCCAAUCACAUACUCGAGACUCAGACCAUCUCCUUCUGUGGCUGUCUCACACAGAUGUAUUUCGUUUUCAUGUUCGUGGACAUGGACAAUUUCCUCCUAGCUGUGAUGGCCUAUGACCACUUUGUCGCCGUGUGCCACCCCUUACAUUACACAGCAAAGAUGACCCAUCAGCUCUGUGCCCUGCUGGUUGCUGGAUUAUGGGUGGUUGCCAACCUGAAUGUCCUUCUGCACACCCUGCUGAUGGCUCCACUCUCAUUCUGUGCAGACAAUGCCAUCACUCACUUCUUCUGCGAUGUGACUCCCCUACUGAAACUCUCCUGCUCAGACACACACCUCAAUGAGGUCAUAAUCCUUAGUGAGGGUGCCCUGGUCAUGAUCACCCCAUUUCUUUGCAUCCUGGCUUCUUAUAUGCACAUCACCUGCACUGUCCUGAAGGUCCCAUCCACAAAGGGAAGGUGGAAAGCCUUCUCCACCUGUGGUUCUCACCUGGCUGUGGUUCUCCUCUUCUACAGCACCAUCAUUGCUGUGUAUUUUAACCCUCUGUCCUCCCACUCAGCUGAGAAAGACACUAUGGCUACUGUGUUGUAUACAGUAGUGACUCCCAUGCUAAACCCUUUCAUCUACAGCCUGAGGAACAGGUACUUGAAAGGGGCUCUGAAAAAAGUAGUUGGCAGGGUGGUGUUUUCUGUCUGAUGAAAUAAUCAAGACUGAAUCUCAUUCCCAAGGAAAUUUAUUUUUCACCAAUUGAGUUUAAUGCAGUAGUUGUUUCAUUAAAUGAUGUUCUUGCUAGUGACACACUUAGUAAUUAUACUAAGUUAAACUAUUAAUUAUAAUUUUUUUUGAGACAGGGUCAUGCUCUGUCACCCAGGCUGGAGUGCAGUGCCGUGAUCUUGGCUCACUGCACCCUCCAUCUCCCAGGCUCAAGUGAUCCUCCUGCCUCAGCCUCCUGAGUAGCUGGGACCACAGGUGUGUGCCACAUGCCUAGCUAAAUUUUUUUUUUUUUUUUUGAGACGGAGUCUCUCUAUGUCGCCAGGCUGGAUGCUGUUGCGGGAAGUCAGGGACCCUGAACAGAGGGACCAGCUGGAGCUGUGUCAGAGGAACAUAAAUUGUGAAGAUUUCAUUUUAAUAUGGACAUGUAUCGGUUCCCAAAAUUAAUACUUUUAUAAUUUCUUACGCCUGUCUUUACUGCAAUCUCUGAACAUAAGCUGUGAAGAUUUCACGGACAUUUAUCAGUUCCCGAAAUUAACACUUAUAAUUUCUCAUGCCUGUCUUUACUUUAAUCUCUUAAUCCUGUUAUCUUCGUAAGCUGACGAUGUACGUCACCUCAGGACCACUGUGAUAAUUCUACCUAACUAUACAAAUUGAUUGUAAAACAUGUGUAUUUGAACAAUAUGAAAUCAGUGCACCUUGAAAAAGAACAGAAUAACAGUGAUUUUAGGGAACAAGGGAAGAUAAUCAUAAGGUCUGACUAUCUGUGGAGUUGGGCAGAAUGGAGCCAUAUUUUUCUUCUUGCAGAGAGCCUAUAAAUGGACGUGCAAGUAGGGAUAUCACUGAAUUCUUUUCCUAGCAAGGAAUGUUAAUAAUUAAGACCUUGGGAGAGGAAUGCACUCCUCGGGGGAGGUCUAUAAAUGGCUGCUCUGGGAGAGUCUGUCUUAUGCAGUUGAGAUAAGGACUGAAAUAUGCCCUGGUCUCCUGCAGUACCCUCAGGCUUAUUAGUGUGGGGAAAAAACCCCACCCUGGUGAAUUUAAGGUCAGACAGAUUCUCUGCUCUUGAACCCUGUUUUCUGUUGUUUAAGAUGUUUAUCAAGACAAUACGUGCACAGCUGAACAUAGACCCUUAUCUGGAGGUUUUGAUUUUGUCCUUUGCCUUGUGAUCUCUAUUGGCUUCAGAGGCAUGUGAUCUUUGUUCUCCUUUUUGCCCUUUGACACCUGUGAUCUCUGUGACCUACUCCCUGUUCGUACACCCCCACCCCUUUUAAAGUCCUUAAUAAAAACCUCCUGGUUUUGCGGCUCA
Homo sapiens (human) is the source of this 3130-nucleotide messenger RNA. It is a transcript of the gene OR1F1, whose product is annotated as olfactory receptor family 1 subfamily F member 1. Gene Ontology annotation, biological process: G protein-coupled receptor signaling pathway; detection of chemical stimulus involved in sensory perception of smell. Gene Ontology annotation, molecular function: olfactory receptor activity; G protein-coupled receptor activity. Bases 871 to 1809 code for a protein of 312 amino acids. NCBI's taxonomy places the organism in Eukaryota, Metazoa, Chordata, Mammalia, Primates, Hominidae. The record is from RefSeq and is a predicted model, not a curated record. Gene Ontology annotation, cellular component: plasma membrane; membrane. The transcript is spliced from 2 exons.